Cololabis saira (Pacific saury) is the source of this 1041-nucleotide messenger RNA. It is a transcript of the gene gpx4a, whose product is annotated as glutathione peroxidase 4a. The transcript is spliced from 7 exons. Gene Ontology annotation, biological process: response to oxidative stress. Gene Ontology annotation, molecular function: glutathione peroxidase activity. NCBI's taxonomy places the organism in Eukaryota, Metazoa, Chordata, Actinopteri, Beloniformes, Belonidae. The record is from RefSeq and is a predicted model, not a curated record.
AGCUGCUGGCCCGACGUCAGGGCGGAACCAUAUGCAUCAGUUAUGGACAAUAAGUCCACAUUUCUAUAAUCACACUGUCCCUCAUGAAGUAUGAGGCCUUUAUUUAUAGUUGCAGCCGUAGGGGCUGCGGCGAGCAGCGGAGCGCUGCUGGCGGUGCUUUUGUACUUUAAUUUAUCCACAACGUCUACUCCAACAGAGGACUGGCAGAGGGCCACAUCUGUUUAUGAGUUCAAUGCAACAGAUAUUGAUGGGAAUCAUAUUUCCAUGGAGAAGUACAGGGGAUAUGUUCUCGUCAUCACCAAUGUUGCCUCCAAAUGAGGAAAAACCCCAGUAAACUACUCUCAGUUUGCCGACAUGCACGCUAGGUAUACUGAGAGAGGUUUACGCAUCCUUGGCUUCCCGUCUAACCAGUUUGGGAAUCAGGAGCCAGGAAACGAAACUCAGAUCAAGCAGUUUGCUCGCUCUUACAAUGCUGAGUUUGACAUGUUCAGUAAGAUUGAAGUGAACGGGAACGGCGCUCACCCUCUGUGGAAGUGGCUGAAGGAGCAGCCCAACGGGAAAGGCACCUUUGGAAAUAGCAUCAAGUGGAAUUUCACCAAGUUUUUGAUCAACAGAGAGGGGCAGGUGAUGAAGAGAUACGGACCCCUGGAUGAUCCAAGUGUUGUGGAGAAGGAUCUUCCCAAAUACCUUUAAACCCCUAACAGAUGCCUCACUCUUCACUUGCUGAUUCCUGAUUCAUUACUUACUGAUCGUCCAUCCAUUCUGCUCCUCCUUCUUUACUCUGGUUCUCCAAGCAUCAGUGGAUAUAGUCUGAGUCCAUCCCUCAUCAAUGAUGGUCUGCUUAAUAAACCUGCAUCGUGGGCGAGGCAGACCUGAUGAAAAAGGCGUGCAAACCUGCUGGGAGGAUUCUGCAGCUUCUAUUCCCCUGGUUCCUUGGACUCCUGGAGAAAAGAUCUGUGACCAUAUAAUGCUCUUAACAUCUUAAAGUGUUGUUUUGUUUUCUUAAUAAAAAUCUAACAAGAUUUUUUUUUCAGAUGAAAA